ACCCCCGCGCCGUGGCUUAUAUACACCCCCGUCCCAACCCUACCGCUCCACCACCACCGCUUCGCCCUCUCCUCUCCUCCCUCUCCCCCACCGUGAGCUCGCCGCCCGCUCCUCGCCGCGGAUCGCCCCCGCUACUCCGGUAAAAAAUGGCUGACGCUGAGGAUAUCCAGCCCCUCGUCUGCGACAAUGGAACUGGUAUGGUGAAGGCGGGGUUCGCUGGAGACGAUGCGCCCAGGGCCGUCUUCCCCAGCAUCGUGGGGCGCCCGCGCCACACCGGUGUCAUGGUCGGGAUGGGGCAGAAGGACGCCUACGUCGGUGACGAGGCGCAGUCCAAGAGGGGUAUCCUGACCCUCAAGUACCCCAUCGAGCACGGCAUCGUCAGCAACUGGGACGACAUGGAGAAGAUCUGGCAUCACACCUUCUACAACGAGCUCCGUGUGGCUCCCGAGGAGCACCCCGUCCUCCUCACUGAGGCGCCCCUCAACCCCAAGGCUAACCGUGAGAAGAUGACCCAGAUCAUGUUCGAGACCUUCAACACCCCCGCUAUGUACGUCGCCAUCCAGGCCGUCCUCUCGCUGUAUGCCAGUGGUCGUACCACAGGUAUUGUGCUCGACUCUGGAGAUGGUGUCAGCCACACUGUCCCCAUCUAUGAGGGAUACGCCCUCCCCCACGCCAUCCUUCGUCUUGACCUGGCUGGUCGUGAUCUUACUGACUACCUGAUGAAGAUCCUGACUGAGCGCGGCUACUCCUUCACCACUACUGCUGAGCGGGAAAUUGUGAGGGACAUGAAGGAGAAGCUUGCCUACAUUGCCCUGGACUACGACCAGGAGAUGGAGACUGCUAAGACCAGCUCCUCUGUUGAGAAGAGCUACGAGCUUCCUGAUGGGCAGGUCAUCACCAUUGGUGCUGAGCGCUUCCGCUGCCCUGAGGUCCUCUUCCAGCCAUCCUUCAUUGGGAUGGAAGCUGCUGGUAUCCACGAGACUACCUACAACUCCAUCAUGAAGUGCGACGUGGAUAUUAGGAAGGAUCUAUACGGCAACAUUGUCCUCUCUGGUGGUACCACCAUGUUCCCUGGAAUUGCUGACAGGAUGAGCAAGGAAAUCACUGCCUUGGCUCCUAGCAGCAUGAAGAUCAAGGUGGUUGCUCCUCCAGAAAGGAAGUACAGUGUCUGGAUUGGAGGAUCCAUCUUGGCUUCCCUCAGCACCUUCCAGCAGAUGUGGAUCGCCAAGGCUGAGUACGACGAGUCCGGCCCAUCCAUUGUGCACAGGAAAUGCUUCUAAUUCUUCGGGCCCAAGAAAUGCAAGCCGAGAGGAGCCAUUAUCGCCAGCCUCCAGCCCUGUUUCUUUCUCUUUUUGUUGCUGUUUCUUCAUUAGCGUGGACAAAGUUUUCGGCGGGUCUAUCGUGAUCGUUUUCUUCUAUUCAUCAAGACUGUAAUAUCUAUUGCUACCUAUGCUUCUCACUUGUGAUUUUGAACACAUAUGUUCGGUUUAUUCAAUUUUAUUGAGAUGCCUGAUGAGGCAACUAGCAAAUACAUAUGGUGUUCUGAUUGUCAUUGGUUAUUGAUCUCUUAUGAAAUGAAUGAAUAAUAUAAAAUUUUGAGCUCUA
Panicum virgatum (switchgrass) is the source of this 1605-nucleotide messenger RNA. Its product is annotated as actin-1. The record is from RefSeq and is a predicted model, not a curated record. Gene Ontology annotation, cellular component: cytoplasm. The transcript has 5 exons. Bases 147 to 1280 code for a protein of 377 amino acids. Lineage: Eukaryota; Viridiplantae; Streptophyta; Magnoliopsida; Poales; Poaceae.